AUGUCCUUUGGUCUAACCAAUGCCCUUGCUGCCUUCAUGGGUAUGAUGAACAGAGUAUUCAGACCAUAUCUGGAUAGCUUUGUUGUUGUAUUCAUCGAUGAUAUAUUGAUUUAUUUGAGCAGCGAAGAAGAUCACAAACAGCAUCUCCGUUUAGCAUUGGAAAACCUGAAGGAAAAUCAUUUGUAUGCCAAAUUCAGUAAGUGUAAGUUUUGGCUUAAGGAGGUAAAAUUUUUAGGGCGUGUGAUUUCAAGUCAAGGAGUAUUAGUCGAUCCUAGCAAAAUUGAAGCUGAAGUAAGCUGGAAGCGACUGACAAAUGUGCAUGAAAUUCAGAGUUUUCUGGGAUUACCUGGUUACUAUCGGUGUUUCAUGGAGGGAUUCUCUAAGUUGUCAGGACCCCUCACUGCCCUAACUAAGAAGAAUGCUAGGUAUGUCUGGACAGAGAAGUGUGAGCAGAGUUUUGUGGAACUCAAGGAAAGGCUCUCAACUGCGCUGGUACUAGCCUUACCUGAACCUCAUAAACCCUAUGUAGUAUUUAGUGACGCAUCCAAAUCAGGACUUGGAUGUGUGCUCAUGUAA
Molecule: messenger RNA, 576 nt
Organism: Juglans microcarpa x Juglans regia
Lineage: Eukaryota; Viridiplantae; Streptophyta; Magnoliopsida; Fagales; Juglandaceae
Exons: 1
Coding region: 1-576 (191 amino acids)
Source: RefSeq, a predicted model, not a curated record